AUGGUAGAUGAUGGCUCGGGGGUGUCACGAUUAGCUGCCGUCAAUAGUUGCCCCGGCUUUUGUGGUCGUCAGGCAACCACUUCGUCAUCUGGGAAUGUUACUUAUUCCAGUUGUCAGGCUUGUAGCUGGGGUCAUCGAAGUGUCGAGAAGUUCUUAUGCUCUUCAUGUGAUGAUCUCUUACCUCUUUAUGAUUGGCUUUAUCUCCUUUUCAUUGCUCUGGUUCCCUUGUUGUUGAAUUCGUUCUUCGUCCAGUUGUAUGCUGCUCCGAAAAGUGCAUGGCAGCACUUAUUUCUGCAGCAUUUAUGUUGCUUGUUGGAGUGCGCCUUAUCCGCCCUAUUGUCUCUUCUUCUGAUGCCACCACGUGGUACUCCGAUUCUUUACGGUUGCACUAAGAAUUCGCUACGCGAUUGGUAUCCGGUAUUUUACAAUCCUAUCGUUAAUCACACCCAUAUUUUGCGAUGUACACAGGAAAUAGUCUUUCCACUAUAUUCAUUGCCUUUCAUUUAUUUGGCAUUCUGUUUGAUGUGUUUGAUUAUUUUUCGCUCAAUACUUUAUUUAACAGUAUUCAGAAAUAGCUGUAUCUCCACUGACCCGUACUAUGCUACACUUUUUACUAUCCCACUUAUAGCCCUCUUUCAUUCACUUUUUGCAGGUCUACUCUACUAUAGCUUUGGUUAUGUAGCGUUGGUAUGCAGCCUGGGUUUGAAUGCACUCCAUAUGGCACUUGAACGAGAAAAGUCGAUAUAUAAACUAUACUGCGAAAUGAUACACAAACCGCGUAAUCUCUUUAUCCUUAUCAUUCAUAUGGCUCUUUUUGGCUUCUCCAUCUUAACGUUAACUCUGGAUCGUGUAACAGCUAGUGGAACACUUUCAUCCUUGUUUGCAAUACUUCUUGUACCAUUACCCUCGCUGUUCUACCUUCUUACUGUUGGCAUUACUGAUCCAGAACAUGUACAUAGCGCUUUUUAGUACUAUAUUUAUUAUAUCCUUUAUCGGUAGUGCAAAGACUUUUCCCAGUCAAAUCUAUUUAUAAAAAUUUUUCCUCGCCUAUAACAUCGCUUUCAGUCGAAUGAAAUUUAAGGAUUUGUUUAUCGAAAUACUACUUAUGUGUCUCACCAUUACCAUCUAUUUGGAGAAGAAUUAGGUCGAAAUCGCUAUUUACAAGAUUUCUGUUCUUACUAGAAAUAUGAUACAUCAUUCUGUUAGUUCACGGGCUUUCUUCCUUUGCUAAGGAACGUCGAUUUGUCCGUCUAAGUUACAAAUGCUGUAAGAGUUAUUAUGACUUCAUAUUUACACUGCUCGGGUUUUUCUUUUUUAUAUUUGGCACUUCUCGCUGUUAUGAGCAGUGAAGAUUAAUGUAAACUUGAACAAGAGUUGAUCUCUUAGUGUAUACGUGACAGUUCUGACGUUCUGAAAAUGUGAACGUCAGAAUAUUUUGCAAAAAAAGGCUUCCAUGUUUGUUUUGAAUCGAAGACUUUUUUUGCAGAGAUUAUACUCGCAUGCUCUCAUUGAGGAUAUAUUUUGGCCUAAUUUUAGAUAGGGUAAAAAAACAGAUUGUGCUCUUUCGUCC
Molecule: messenger RNA, 1570 nt
Organism: Loa loa (African eye worm)
Lineage: Eukaryota; Metazoa; Nematoda; Chromadorea; Rhabditida; Onchocercidae
Exons: 5
Coding region: 1-969 (322 amino acids)
Biological process (GO): response to unfolded protein
Cellular component (GO): membrane
Molecular function (GO): ubiquitin protein ligase binding
Source: RefSeq, a predicted model, not a curated record